Molecule: messenger RNA, 627 nt
Organism: Dentiscutata erythropus
Lineage: Eukaryota; Fungi; Glomeromycota; Glomeromycetes; Diversisporales; Gigasporaceae
Source: the annotation of a GenBank genome assembly
AUGCAAUCUGAAUUAGAUUUAUUAGAAGAGAAGGCUAAGGAAGUCACACUAACUGAGCUUAAGGCUAAGAAUGCAGAACUUAUGGUCGAAAAAGCUAAUCUUGAGGCUAAAAAUGCAGAAUAUAUAAAGCUUAAGGAUGAGACUGCAAAGCUUAAGACCGAGAAUACCAAACUUUUAACACAAAUUAUAGAGAAGUAUGCUAAAAAUAAGGCUGAUAGAAAGAAAUCGGAAUAUAGCCACCUCGUAACUGUCUUUGACAAGAAAAAUCGCAAAUUCCAAGCUAAAUGUGUCAAAAUAGCUGUGGACAUUCUUAACGAAAAACCAAUAAUUGAAUAUCGUCCUCCUUUCUUGAACGGAUUGGAACUUGACGCCUUCUUUCAAAAAUAUCAAAUCGCAUUGGAGGUGCAAGGAAGUCAACAUCGGCUUCAUAGCACUAGCUGGUAUAAGGAUAUCAAAAGAUUUGAGGAUAUUGUUGAUCGUGAUCGGAAGAAAAGAUGCCUUUGUCAGCUUAAUGGAAUUUUCCUACUUGAAGUGUGGUACGAUGAAAAUCCGGAAAAGGUCAUUCCGGAAAGAAUACAAAAAAUUAAAGAUUUCGUUAAUCAAGCGUUUAAAGUUUUCGACCUAUAA